AUGAAGCCAAGGCCAGGUGUAGCGCAGUUGGUAACAAGUUCCGCUUUGACUGAAUGGCUCGAUGCUACGCUUACCGGAAACUGUGAGGAUUCUCCCGAUUGCAAAGAAGUAUUUGCAGGACCUAAAUGUGAUGCAUAUGGAAGGUGUAUCUUUCCAAAUGGGGUGAAGGAGAGUCUUAAGAAGCGAGUGAUGGCCGCUCCAUUGGCUGGAACGAUGUCAUCUACUGAGGAGUCGGAACGAAAAACUAUGGAAACAAAUACAAAAAAACAGUCUCCUCGCAACAAUUAUAUCCUCAGUGCUGCGUCCGCGGCGGGAGUACCGCCAGAUUCGGUCUGCUUCUCUGAUUCCGACUGUGCUGGAUAUCCACUUUCCUACUGUGACGGGAUUUGCAGAUGCGUUAGGGGAUCUCUUAACGCAGGAUCAACAUGCAUUUCUCCAGUGCCAUCAGUUUAUCUAUUUACUGCAGGAUUGCAAAAUUCAAGGACAUGUCCAACCGGUCAAGCAUACAUAUCUGAAGCAGGAGCAUGCAUGACAGUGCGGCUACCCGGUGAACCUUGUCAGUAUUCACAACAGUGCGCUGCGGCUGAACCAGGAGCCUUUUGCUCACGACUUCGGUGUGAAUGCACUUACGGAAUGAAGCAAAGCGGUACCGGAUGCGUAUUUAUCGAUUCCGAAUGCAAUGAACGUGGACUUGUUUUCAUUCCGGAAAUUGGAGAAUGUCGAGCAGUUCUUCGUCCUGGUAGCCAAGGAUGUUCCCACAAUCUACAGUGCUCGCAAGCAUUUCCGGAUGCUAGAUGCAUUCAGCACAUAUGCACUUGUCCAUCAGAACUUCCUGCUGCCGUCGAUGGAACUUGUGCACCACGCUGUUAA
Necator americanus (New World hookworm) is the source of this 870-nucleotide messenger RNA. RefSeq lists its product as uncharacterized. The record is from RefSeq and is a predicted model, not a curated record. The transcript is spliced from 9 exons. The coding region runs from base 1 to 870 and encodes 289 amino acids. Lineage: Eukaryota; Metazoa; Nematoda; Chromadorea; Rhabditida; Ancylostomatidae.